Molecule: messenger RNA, 1566 nt
Organism: Funneliformis mosseae
Lineage: Eukaryota; Fungi; Glomeromycota; Glomeromycetes; Glomerales; Glomeraceae
Source: the annotation of a GenBank genome assembly
AUGUUGCCAUCAUUACCAGUUGAAUGUCUUGAAGAAAUAAUAAAAAACCUUAAAAAUGAUUAUAGAUCAUUACAUUCUUGUAUGCUUGUAAAUUAUUUGUGGAGUUCCGUUUCUGUUCGUUAUCUGUGGAAAUUCCCUUUUGGAUUUUUUAAGGAACCAAAAGGAUCGAUAAUUCAAACAUAUCUAUCUUGCCUUCCUGAAAGUUCCAAAUUAACAUUGCUUAAAGAUGGUAUAGAAAUACCUUCCACUACAUCACAUGUGCCUACGUAUAAUUACCCAUCAUUUAUACGAAAAAUAUGUAUUAAAUCAUUAUUUUUUACGACGGAGGCUUUAUUUGAAAAAUGUGAACCAUUAUCAGUUCUCUUAAUUGUAAGAGAACUUUGUAAAGUUUUUAUCGCAAAUUCGUCAAAAGUGGAACAGCUUGAACUUACAUUUUAUCAUUCUAGUUUAAAAAAUAUUCCAAUUGAUUAUCCGGUUUAUGAUUGGUAUUUAUUAUUACCAACAUUUCCGGGAGCGAGUUGUUGUUUAUCAAAUUUAAAAGAAUUAAUCUUGGAUCAGAAUUUUGAUCAAAGAGGAUUUCUAUCCGCAUUAUCAGAAAUAAGUCAUAAAAUAGAAAAUUUAGAUGUUUAUUAUGGUAAUAAUCAUGAUUUAGCCUUGGAAAAAUUAAUUAAAAAUCAACGAAAUCUUAAAGUAUUUUCAACAUUCUUGUAUGAAGGAGAUUGGUCAAUUGGUCCAUCACUUUGGCAACAUGGAAGUAGUUUGAAAGAAAUAAUUUUUCAUCGGGUAUAUUUUAAUGAUUGUACAUCUUUAACUGGUUUGGCGAUGUGCGUUAAUUUAGAACGAUUGAUAUUUAAAGAAUCAUUUUACCUUCGAAAGGAAUUAAUGGAUGAAUUUUCUAUUGAAUGUAAUUUACCGAAACUUAAAGAAUUUAGAUAUGAGAGUGUAUUUUGGGAGAUGGAAGACGUCACGUAUGAUAUCUCAUCAAUGUUGAAACGAACAAAUAAGAGUUUAAAGUUUUUAACUUUUAAUGAUUCAUUUAGAAACGUUCGAUCACCACUUUGGGAAUCUUCAACUCCUUACAUUAAUUUGCAGAGUAUUGAAACGAUUACCAAAUGUUGUCAAAAUUUGGUUUCAAUUGAUGCAACUAUUACGAACGUGUUAGCAUCAACUUUCUUAAUGACACUUUCAUCAUGUAAAAGACUUCAAGAACUCAUCCUUUACUUGAAUAAUGAUGUAGAACUUGAGGAUUAUUUACCCGCGAUUGGAAGGAAUCUAUCCAAAAGUUUAAGAAUAUUAGAAAUUUCGACGAUAAAUGAUUUUUCGAUCAAAUCAUUAAAUGAAUUAUUAUUUAGUUGCAAACCAAGAUUAUCAACGAUUAGAUUCUUGUACUCUAAAUGUUUUAACGAUCAAUAUUUGGAUGUGAUCGUGAAUUAUGUAAUUGAAAUUGGUGGGUCUUUGGAUGAGUUGAAGUUAUAUUCAAAAUCAAAGGUGUCUGAUGAAUCUUUAAGGAAAGCAAACGAAUAUGUCAAACUUGUAGAAUUUAUUGAAUUUUGUAGCUUGGUUUGA